AUGGCUAGCCACUCUUCCGCCGGUGCUGCGCGACAGCACAGUCGCAUUCUCUUUGUCAAGAACCUCAACUACAACACCACCGGUGCCGACUUGUAUCAGGUCUUUGGUCGAUACGGAGCCAUUCGUCAAGUACGACUCGGAGAUGGGACAGGCACGAAGGGCACAGCCUACGUCGUCUACGAGGAGAUGGCCGAUGCAAAGCGCGCACUCGACAACCUCAACGGAUUUCAUCUCAACGAACGCUACAUCGUCGUGCUGUACCACAUGCCCGCACGCUUGGCCGCAAAGGCCGACCUCGCAAGGAGAGAGGCUGAGCUGGCCGACCUCAAGGCACUUCACAAUAUCGUCGAUGAGGCAUGA
Messenger RNA from Kalmanozyma brasiliensis GHG001, 360 nucleotides. Its product is annotated as RNA recognition motif domain protein. The coding region runs from base 1 to 360 and encodes 119 amino acids. The transcript has a single exon. The record is from RefSeq and is a predicted model, not a curated record. Lineage: Eukaryota; Fungi; Basidiomycota; Ustilaginomycetes; Ustilaginales. Gene Ontology annotation, cellular component: precatalytic spliceosome; catalytic step 2 spliceosome; U2 snRNP. Gene Ontology annotation, biological process: mRNA splicing, via spliceosome. Gene Ontology annotation, molecular function: RNA binding.